CCACAUCCAACUCAUUCUCUCUCUCUCUAUAUAUCUUCCGCUCUUGACGAAAGAAAGAAAGGAGGAAGAGAGACUUCAAACACUCUCUCCCUUUCAAUAUCUCCGCCUCAUCAAAACCCUAGCUCUCCACCGCAACUCUCACCCUUCCUCCCCCGGGCGGCGCAGAAACAGAAAGGAAGCUGCUUUUUUGUUGUUGUUGGUGGUAUGGCGGAUAAGGAAAUGCAAUUGCAAGAUGUGCCUUGUGAGGAGGCUGAUGAUGUCCUCAAGGCUGAACCUGAACCCCUUGACCCGCCACCAAGUGAGCUCCUUGAUGUUGAUGGUCAUGGGAAGGUUGAUGAUGUCCUCAAGGGUGAACCUUCUGAGCCAGACAAGGAUCAAAACAUGAGUGAGCCUCUUCCUCUCGAGGAUAACGAUGGCCAUGGGAACACUGGUGAGCUUCUUUACUCUCGUAAGAAGAGUAAAGUGAGUUUUUUGAGUCCCCAGCCUAGUGAUGAUGGUAAUCCCAAAAAGCGCAAGACUUGGUUGCUCACUGAUUCCCAGGGAGAUGAUGAAGCAGGGACGCCAGAAGAACAACAGGCGUUUCUAAGAGAAUUGGAUACUUUUCACAGAGAGAAUUACCUCGACUACAAGCCUCUUAAGUUUUAUCAGAAGCCUUUGAACACUCUCAAGCUAUGGCGAGCAGUCACUAAACUAGGUGGUCAUGAAGUGGUCACCACAUUGAAGUUGUGGCGGCAAGUUGGAGAAUCCUUCGAUCCUCCAAAGACAUGCACAACAAUCUCCUACACAUUCCGCAAUUUCUAUGAGAAGGCACUUUUGGAGUACGAGAAGUACAAGAGGAAAAGUGGUGAACUUAACCUGCCUGGUCCAACAGUCAAUCUGUCUCCAAGCCUCGAGAAAGAGGUCAUGAGCCAAGGUUCGGGAUCAGGCAGGGCACGGAGAGAUUCUGCAGCUCGUGCUAUGCAAGGUUGGCAGGCACAUCGCCUUGAUGAUUCUGGAGAGGUGACUGAGCAUAUUGAUAUGGGCUUAAACUCAACCCCAAAGCACAAGAAGCUCAAGAACAUUGGUAAAUUAUUUCGCAAGGCGUUGCUAUUCUUGGUCAACUUCGGUUCCUUAAUAUUGUGUAAACGGUCGGUUGCUGACGUUAUUGAUGAUGGACCUCUUGCUGACUGGGUGAAGAUAACUGUCAAAGAAACUAAGGAAUCCUUUGAGGUUUUUGCAUUGGUACCUGGACUUCUUCGCAAUGAGAUUCGAAUUCAAUCAGAUCCUGCAGGAAGGCUGAUUAUAACAGGCGAGCCUGAGCAGCUUGACAAUCCUUGGGGCAUUACACCAUUCAAAAAGAUUGUUGUCUUACCAGCUAGAAUCGAUCCGCAUCAUACAAAUGCAAUCAUGAGCAUGCAUGGUCGGUUGUUCAUACGAGCUCAAUAUGAAAAGUUGACUGAUCCUAAGGGUUGUUGA
This is a messenger RNA of Eruca vesicaria subsp. sativa (arugula), 1455 nucleotides long. Lineage: Eukaryota; Viridiplantae; Streptophyta; Magnoliopsida; Brassicales; Brassicaceae. The record is from the annotation of a GenBank genome assembly.